Xenopus laevis (African clawed frog) is the source of this 2072-nucleotide messenger RNA. RefSeq names its product ring finger protein 14 gene 4 S homeolog (gene rnf14.4.S). Lineage: Eukaryota; Metazoa; Chordata; Amphibia; Anura; Pipidae. The record is from RefSeq and is a predicted model, not a curated record. Bases 297 to 1640 code for a protein of 447 amino acids. The transcript is spliced from 8 exons.
CCUCCUCCAAGGACCAACAAAGGAGACAGGAGGGGUGAGACCAGAGCAUGAUAAUGUAGCCAGGACGAAGGUGUGCGUAAAAUAACAGGUACGGCUGCAUUCCGCUGCCUUAGAAGAGCGUAUCUACAGUCUGUUCCAGUGAGUGUGAUCUCAUCUGCCGGCUGCCUUGCUGUACCACUACAGAAACCUACAGAAAUCCGGGAACAAACUAGUGACGAGUAUUUUCAAAACCCCCGGCCUAUGCCUGACGAUCAAUUUGAUUGUUCCAUUUACCUCUCGAUUUGCAUAAACAACCAAUGUCAAGAGAAGACAAGGAAGCGCAGGAGGAUGAACUGCUAGCACUCGCUAGUAUCUACUCUGAAGAUGAAUUCAAGAGAUCAGAGACUGCGUCAGGAGGGGAAAUAUGUGUUUGUUUAGAUCUUCCUCCAAACUUUAGUGUGACAAUAAAAGGUGACUGUGCAUCUAAUGAAUACAUGGGAAGCUUUGAGGGAAUCGUCUCUUUCCUACCCCCUGUCAUACUGAACUUUAAGCUGCCUCCAGGAUACCCAUCCACUGAACCUCCAGCCUUCACACUUAGCUGCAAGUGGCUUUCUCCAAGUCAGCUUGCCUCGCUGUGUCAGCGCUUGGAUAACCUAUGGGAGGAAUACGCAGGAGGUGUAGUUUUGUUUGCUUGGAUGCAGUUUCUCAAGGAGGAGACUCUGGAUUAUUUAAAGAUUAAUUCACCGUAUGAAAUACCAGUUUGUGAGUUUGGAUCUCACAGUACAAAUAAUAACAACUGUGAGACAUCUGAUACUUGUUGUGCCACAGGCUCAGCACAAGCAGAGAUUUGGGACAAACGAGCUAUCCAGGACGUGGAAUCUGUCUCUGCCCUUAUUGAGUGUAUCUUGGACUUUAAUGAAGCUCAGCUGAAGAAGUGCUUUGAUAGUAAAUCCUAUAUGUGCAACAUUUGCUUCUCUGAAAAGCUGGGCAGCGAGUGCACUCACUUUAAGGACUGUCAGCAUAUCUAUUGCAAUGUCUGCCUUAAAGAUUAUUAUACAGUUCAAAUACGCGAUGGGCAGGUCCAGGCUCUUAACUGUCCCGAGCCAAAGUGUUCUUCUGUUGCUACACCUGCACAGGUGAAGCUGCUGGUUGGGGAGAAAUUGUUCAGCCGUUAUGACCGUCUUCUACUCCAGUCCAGUCUGGAUCUGAUGGCAGAUGUGUUGUACUGUCCACGUCCCAGCUGCCAAACUCCAGUAGUGCUGGAGCCUGGGGGCACAAUGGGUAUUUGCUCCAACUGCAAUUAUGCUUUCUGUACUCUCUGCAAAAUGGCCUACCAUGCAGUCGCAUAUUGUAAUAUAACACCAGAAAUGCGUGACGAAUACCUGGAGGCAGAUGAGGCUGGUAAGAAGUUGCUGGAGAAGCGCUAUGGCAAGAAUGUGAUAAUAAAAGCAAUAGAGAUGAAAUCGUCUAAAUGGCUGAACACAAACACCAAGCAGUGCCCAAGCUGUAGAGCCAAUGUCCAGAAAGUGGACGGCUGCAACCAGAUGUGUUGUGCAAGAUGUAAGCAAAACUUCUGUUGGCGGUGCUUCUCUGUACUGUCCAAAGAAGACCCGUACCAACAUUUCCAUAAUCGUUCAUCACCCUGCUACAAUAAAUUGUAAUAUGGCACCAAAGUGGACAGGGAACCAUGGAAUACAGAUGAUGAAGACUGGCCUGCGGUACACAGAAAGGCUUGGAAGCUUGCUUUAAAGAGGGUUAUAUUUUCCCUUUGGCUAGUGACACAUUAGGCACUUUCUCCACCUGCUGUAGAAGUCAGAUCCAGUGUCCCUGUUGUGUGUGUAUUGAAAGGCAUGACACUGGGCUGUCAGUAUGUAAUUGAGAGGAUUUCAGCUUCAAAACUUUUGCAUUACCCCAUUGAAAUUCAGUGCACACAUAUAACAGCAGAGUACAGUAGAUCUGUAAGUAGCAAGUCUGACACUAGCUGCUUUUAAGGGUCAGGUCACACGCUCAGAUUUGGGGAGAUUAGUCGCCCGGCGACAAAUCUCCUCUUUUUAGGGGCGAAUAAACUCCCUGAACUGCCUCCCGCUGGCUAG